Messenger RNA from Tachysurus vachellii, 4174 nucleotides. RefSeq names its product nuclear receptor subfamily 1, group D, member 2b (gene nr1d2b). Gene Ontology annotation, biological process: cell differentiation; negative regulation of transcription by RNA polymerase II; positive regulation of transcription by RNA polymerase II. Lineage: Eukaryota; Metazoa; Chordata; Actinopteri; Siluriformes; Bagridae. The record is from RefSeq and is a predicted model, not a curated record. The coding region runs from base 368 to 2098 and encodes 576 amino acids. Gene Ontology annotation, molecular function: RNA polymerase II cis-regulatory region sequence-specific DNA binding; nuclear receptor activity; zinc ion binding. The transcript has 8 exons.
UGCGCUGUGAAAGUGUGUCAGUGGGUUACAUUGUUACAUUGACACCAAUGCAAAGCGCCAUGAAGGAGGAGCCGGUGAACUGGGUCACAUGGGCCGCAAUGAGCACUUUUACACUAACACAACAGUCAGCACAGCGCUACAGAGUCGCCCUGUUUGUGUAGCCGGUUCUUUAUCUCUGUACAUGCAGGUUACACUGUGGGGUUUUAAUCGGAUUGUUCCUUUAACUCAAAGAUUCGUGCAGCGUUCACGAAGGAGUCAAGUGUAUGUUAAUGCGUUUAAAAACUGGUGACAUUCUCAUUUUAUAUUCAGAGCGAGCAGAAAGUUUUGAUCCGACAGAGAAAUAAACAUCCCCGUGUUGUCGGAGGACAUGGAAUCAACAAAAGCUGGAGGCGUUAUAGCCUACAUCAGCUCAUCCAGUUCAGCCUCCAGCCCCGAGUCGUGCCACAGCGACAGCUCCAACGGCAGCUACCAAUUUUUAUCCUCUUCACCUAGUUCGUCUUUUUCUAACCGCCACAACGGACAGCAGGUGGACGCGUCCAGCUUCUCCCAGCCUCAGAGUCACAGCACGACCAAAACGCGCUCUCCAUCUAACACCAAAUCUGGUAUCACCAAGAUCAGUGGUCUGGUUUUGCUGUGUAAAGUGUGCGGAGACGUGGCUUCAGGGUUUCAUUAUGGUGUUCACGCUUGCGAAGGCUGCAAGGGUUUCUUCCGGAGGAGUAUCCAACAGAACAUCCAGUAUAAAAAGUGCCUUAAGAAUGAGAACUGCCCCAUCAUGCGCAUCAACAGGAACCGAUGCCAGCAGUGCCGCUUUAAGAAGUGUCUGCUGGUCGGCAUGUCUAGAGACGCUGUGCGUUUCGGACGUAUCCCGAAGCGAGAGAAACAGCGCAUGCUGUUAGAGAUGCAGAGCGCUAUGAAUAACAUGAUGAACAACAGCCAGCUGCAUGGCAGCAGUCCUCCAGUUUCCAGCAGCCAGACUCAACCAUGUCCGGCAAAGCCAACAGCUCAUGCUACUCCUUCCUUCUCCCCUGCCUCUUCCCCUCAAAGCAGCCAAUCUGAUCUGAGCAAUGACCCUGAGCCUUCACUCCCAAUGGACACAAGCUCAAGCUCUGACUCAUCCAGUGCCACAGACAGUGGAGAAGAAGAGGUCGUCGGCACGGGGACGAGGCCCGUCCACGAAGCCGAACGCAUCAUGGACGACACGCAAGAAGAAUGGAACCACCAUAAUAACAUAGUAUCACGCCAGCACCCAUGUUUACGCCACACUCCUCAGGAUACUCACAAAGCACCACAGGAAGAUAAUUCUCUCAGCCACUGCCCUGUUAGAGUGAGCAACAGUGCCUCCAAUGGUCAGUGCCAUGUCCAGAUGCUCAUUAAUACUGACCCGAGUCACCCAUGUCCUGCCUCUGUUAUUGGCCAGUCGCUUCGGGAGCACAACUCCAAUGCAACCCGAGCUAACAUGAGCUACAGUGGUCCAGUUUGGAGUGGAGGAAACAGAAUGCAUCUGGUGUGUCCCAUGAACACUUCUCCCUAUGUGGACCCACAUAAAUCAGGACACGCUAUCUGGGAGGAGUUCUCCAUGAGCUUCACUCCAGCUGUAAGGGAGGUGGUGGAGUUCGCCAAACGUAUCCCCGGGUUCAGGGAGCUGUCUCAGCACGACCAGAUCAGUCUCCUCAAAGCGGGUACUUUUGAGGUGCUUGUGGUACGUUUUGCAUCAUUGUUUGACGUAAAGGAGCGCACCGUGACCUUCCUGAGUGGGAAGAAGUACAGUGUGGAGACGCUGUGCUCUAUGGGUGCCGGUGACCUGCUUAACUCCAUGCUGGAUUUCAGCGAGAAGCUGCGAGCGCUGGAUCUCAGCGAGGAGGAGAUGAGCCUCUUCACUGCUGUUGUACUUGUCUCUGCCGACCGCUCAGGCCUGGAGAACGCCAAGUCAGUAGAGGCGCUACAGGAGUCGUUGAUCCGCGCCUUGAGAAGCCUUAUCACGCAGAGCCACCCGAACGAGAGUGCCAUCUUUACCAAGCUGCUUCUCAAACUGCCUGAGCUGCGCUCGCUCAACAACAUGCACUCAGAGCAGCUCCUGGCCUUCAAAGUCCAGCCAUGAAAAGCAGAUCUUCCAGUAGCUUGUGCAGCCAUUUCAGGAGCAGAACUUCCAGAUUCUGGACUUUUAUCAAAUCAGAUCUUUCCACCUGACAUCCUGAAGGCUUGAUAUAGAGAGUGGAAAUAGAAAGAAAAUGAGUUGUGUACCGUUAAAGGUGUACAGUGUGACUUCUGUCGUAAAUCAGAACUAAAAGAAAAACAGAUUAGAGAGAGGCUGUGAUUCCUUGGAGAAACUGUACGCAGUCCUCUUUCAGAGGCACCUUCUUGAAUUUCGUUUUAGACUUUAAACUGCUUAACCGUCUGUGCAAUAUGUGACCCAUGUUUACUGUUCAUGUUUUUGGUCUUUUUAUGGUUGGAGAGAUGCUGCUGUCUACAUACUGCAGUGCUGUGGAUUUUGGUACCAUAUGAUAACCUUUCUUUCACUUAAGUAGAUGGUGCCUAACACAAACCUAUAUACGUUUUUGGAGUAUGUCAAUGGCAGGAUAUUUCCAUACAUCCUCUGUUAUGCUAAACACAGGUAAAAGCUAAUACCAGACAUAAGAUGAGUGUGGAAAAAGCUGCUAAAUGAAUGCUUUUUAUUAUAAUGGCUGGUAAAAUGGUGGUGUAUCACUGUUUGACCGAUAUAUAUAUAUAUAUAAAGUGUGUGUGUGUGUAUUUUUCCUAGCUGAGUACUUCUUGCUGAGUAAAAUGACGCUUAUUUUAAGUUUAGCAUAAUGUUACAGCUGUGUAUAUGUUUUGUGAACGAUAAGACUUUAUUUGGUUUAACUGAAUUAUAAACGCUCUGGCAGUGUUUCUACUUUAAAAGGAUUUAGAAGCUAACUUGAUCAGUUAUUAGCCUGCAUGCACUGUUCAGUGAGUAACAAUGGGACCCAAUCGAAACAUUCUGAAAACCCUUUUAAGUCAAACCCUCCCUGAUGGUUGGCACUAUCAGGUUGUGUGUGUGUAUAUGUAUGUAUGUAUGUAUACAUACAUAAUGUAUAUGAAAGCAGGAUUUACCAAUGCUAAAAAUGUAUGUCUUCUUUGCUGAUGUUCCCUUAGUUUUUUUGAGUAGCGAUUAUAAUUCUGGACCGACGGGUGACAGAGAAAAAAAUAAAUUCCAGUGGCUGAAUUAUUUUAGUGGGGUAUUUUGCUGGUCUGUAUGAUGUCCACUGGGAGGAAAGGUUUUUUCUUUACUGACUGAUCACAUUAAUGAUUUGAGGAAACCUUUCUAUCCUGAGGGCUGUGACUUUGCCCCCAUCAGGAUAAUGCACUGAAUGGUUUGAUGAAAAUGAUGGAAAUUAAAUGCCAGUGGUCUAUACUACAGCUUAAACAAACUCAUGGGAGAUUUCUGACCAGAAAAAACAUCAAUUAGAGGAAAAACUUUAUGUUCAUCCUUCCAGUAUGGUUCUAGAAACCAAUCUGUUUCACGCUUCUCUGGCAGCUUGUAGCAUCCCAGAACCAGUGGCACUUUAUGUUGUUGUUUUUUUCUUCAAUUUGUCACCUGGCUGUAUUUCAGUUUUGUAAUCUUGUAUUUCUUUUUUUUUCUGGUCAAGUAUGUUCUGUACAAAUCCUUUAGAAUAGAGUUAUAUUUGGCAUUAGAGUUUUCAGUGCGACACGUAAGCAUAUCACAAGACAGACCAAGAUCAAUCACACCAGACAAACAAGGUACCUUGAGCAGACGUUCUAAUUUCUGUCUUGUGCUUUCACUUGAAGAGGGACAAGACCGUGUCAGCUGGAAAUCUAUUUAAAUCUGGUUUAUUUUUGGUUUGACUGAAAUAUCACACUUACCUCAUAAUGAUUGUAGUGUUGUUGACACUUGAUUGUAUUUGCAGUGGCACUGAAGAUUUUCAGUCAUCGUAGUUUUGGACAUUAAUAUUUCCUUGUAGUUUGUGUACUUCGGUACUGACUACAUUUUAAGUUUCCUCUCAGUAUCCAUCUUGAGCAUCUGUCAGCACUGGAUUGCCAAAAAUCUGGUCUUGUACUGGUUUUAUGUGUGAAAAUGUUGCAAAAUACAUAGAUUUAUUUGUGUAAGAUAUAUACACACAUAUAUACAUACAAAUAAUAUAUAUUACUAAAAAAUAAAUACUAUAAAUAAACCUCC